This is a messenger RNA of Rhinolophus ferrumequinum (greater horseshoe bat), 4856 nucleotides long. RefSeq names its product calcitonin receptor like receptor (gene CALCRL). Gene Ontology annotation, molecular function: calcitonin receptor activity; adrenomedullin receptor activity; calcitonin gene-related peptide receptor activity. Bases 574 to 1980 code for a protein of 468 amino acids. The record is from RefSeq and is a predicted model, not a curated record. The transcript is spliced from 16 exons. Gene Ontology annotation, cellular component: plasma membrane. Gene Ontology annotation, biological process: cell surface receptor signaling pathway; angiogenesis; adenylate cyclase-activating G protein-coupled receptor signaling pathway. Lineage: Eukaryota; Metazoa; Chordata; Mammalia; Chiroptera; Rhinolophidae.
GUGAUGUAACAGGAAGCUCUGAUGUUUCCCUUCUGCUGCUGAGCACAUACAAUGUGACAACACUUCCAAUCUACUCAGAACAACCCUCCCUCCAGCAGAGUGUCACCUCCUGCUUUAGGAUCAUCAAGCUCUGCUGACUGGACCUCACCCUGCCUGCAGGAUCACAUUGCAAGGCUUUCACUCUUCUCCACCUUGCCUGGGGCUAAAUCUCUUCUGCGGAAUCUUAGAAAAUCAAAUUCCAUCCUAAGAAUAUUUCACCAAGAAUUUCCUUAGGAGCUGUGCUGGGGUACUACGAUGAUACACCAACCACUUGUGCUGCCACCUGUCAAAACUUUGGAUGGCUCUACUUUCAGGUCAUGACCCCAGGAUUUAAGAAGUUCUUGAAGACAACGUCGAAUAUGAUCCAAGAGAAAAUGUGAUUUAAGUCUGGAGACAAUUGUGCAUAUUAACUAGUAAUAAAAACCCGGUGUAGCAGACAGAAGAGAAUACGUUAUCUGAAAGAGUGCUACACUUAAAAAGAAAAGCUGUUUCCAGUUUGAUUUAUAUUAUAUAGCGUAUUUCAUUUUGGCAUUAAUGAUGGAGAAAAAGUGUAUGCUGUAUUUUCUGCUUCUCUUGUCUUUUUUUACGAUUCUUGUCAUAGCAGAACCAGAAGAAGAGGGCCAUGGUGACCUGAAUCAGUUGGGUGUUACUAGAAAUAAAAUCAUGACAGCUCAAUAUGAAUGUUACCAGAAAAUUAUGCAAGACCCCAUUCAACGAACAGAAGGCAUGUACUGCAAUAGAACCUGGGAUGGAUGGCUGUGCUGGAAUGAUGUGGCAGCAGGAACAGAAUCAAUGCAGCAUUGCCCUGAUUACUUUCAGGACUUUGAUCCUUCAGAAAAAGUUACAAAGAUCUGUGACCAAGAUGGAAACUGGUUUAGACAUCCGGCAAGCAACAGAACAUGGACAAAUUACACCCAGUGUAAUGUUAACACACAUGAGAAGGUGAAGACGGCACUGAAUUUGUUUUACCUGACUAUAAUUGGACAUGGAUUAUCUAUUGCAUCACUGCUUAUCUCACUUGGCAUAUUCUUUUAUUUCAAGAGCCUAAGCUGCCAAAGGAUUACGUUGCACAAAAAUCUGUUCUUCUCCUUUAUUUGUAACUCUGUUGUAACAAUCAUUCAUCUCACUGCAGUGGCCAAUAACCAGGCCUUAGUGGCCACAAAUCCUGUCAGUUGUAAAGUGUUCCAGUUCAUUCAUCUUUACCUGAUGGGCUGUAACUACUUUUGGAUGCUUUGUGAAGGCGUUUACCUACACACACUCAUUGUGGUGGCCGUGUUUGCAGAGAAGCAACGCUUAAUGUGGUAUUAUUUUCUUGGCUGGGGAUUUCCAUUGAUUCCUGCUUGUAUACAUGCCAUAGCCAGAAGUUUAUACUACAAUGAUAACUGCUGGAUCAGUUCUGAUACCCAUCUCCUCUACAUUAUCCAUGGCCCAAUUUGUGCUGCUUUACUGGUGAAUCUUUUUUUCCUGUUAAAUAUUGUACGCGUUCUCAUCACCAAGUUAAAAGUUACUCACCAAGCAGAAUCCAAUCUCUACAUGAAAGCCGUGAGAGCUACACUGAUCCUGGUGCCAUUACUUGGGAUUGAAUUUGUGCUGAUUCCAUGGCGACCUGAAGGAAGGAUUGCAGAGGAGGUAUACGACUACAUCAUGCACAUUCUUAUGCACUAUCAGGGUCUUUUGGUCUCUACAAUUUUCUGCUUCUUUAAUGGAGAGGUUCAAGCAAUUCUGAGAAGAAACUGGAACCAAUAUAAAAUACAAUUUGGAAAUGGCUUUUCCCACUCAGAUGCUCUUCGUAGUGCAUCUUACACUGUGUCAACCAGUAUAACCAGUGAUGGCACAGGUUAUAGUCAUGACUGUCCAAGUGAACACUUAAAUGGCAAAAACUACCAUGAUAUUGAAAAUAUUGUCUUAAAAACAGAAAAGUUGAACGAUUAUAUUAUAUAAUAGAGGCAGUAUUACUUAGCUAUGUUAUGCCACUCCUAACUUAAGGAUUUGGAUCCAUGACUUUAUAAUCGGAAGACUUCAAUGUUAAAUGAAUUUCUUGAUUGCCACAAAGAUAGCCCUCACGUGAAUUCAGUAGGGUGUUGAUAAAUAUUUAACAGCUAGCUCUGUGGAAGGGAAAGAAAGACCUGACUUGUAAUGUUUGCCAGUUUUUAUGGUGGUCCUACCAUUGCUGAUUUCCAAUCUACAAACUUGACAACACUGAAUGUGGAAUUAGGAAAAGAUGACUAAAAUCAACUCUUGUGGCUGGCCAGUUCUAGCACACUACGGCAUGAAAUCACAAACGAAUGCGGCUCUAAAAGUUCAUAUACACCUUGGGCAUGAAUCUACUCUUGUUGCCUAAAGAGACCUAGCUAAGGUCUAUAGACUUGGAGAGAAAAUUAGCUUUUCACUUAUUUUUAAAAUCUUUAUCCCAUAUUCAUUGGUGCAGUUGACUUUUUAUCCCCCCCCCCCCAGAGUAUUUUAGCCCUUUUUGUAUUUACCCUUUCAAACAGAACAGAUAAUUGCUCCUGUAAAGCUUACCUUCUUCCCAAGAAAAGUAACUGAGCUGAGUUGCUACCGGCUACUGAUUUGCUGAUGCAUCACAGUUACACUCUGUGUCAUAUUUGUUUUUGAGACUUGAUGAAUAGUAUGUAUGAUGUGCAAUCCUACUUUGAUAUCAUUAGGGAGACAGCAGCUCGGUUGAAUACUACAAAACACCUUCUCAGCUACUUUCCCAUCUUAUUACAUAAGAUAAGAGGGAAUCAGUGUCCCUGUAUCUUUAAACAGAAACUUUGCCCCUUCCAUUUCUACUGUGUAGACAACUUAGCAAAUACUUCACAUGAAGAAAAUCAAUGAAGAGUUUCUUAUUUCCUUGGCAGUUUGUAAAAAAAAAAAAAAAAAAAAAAAAAAAAAAAAUUGUGAAAAGUGAGCUUGUAAAUACUCAGUUAUUCUAUUUUAUAGCCUCAACUCAAAUACAUACAAUCUAGGUAACAUUUUUAAAAACAAAUACAUAAUGUGACAAUAUAUGAAUGUUGAUAUCUGAUACUGUGUCUGGGCUGAUUUUAUAAUAAAAUAGAGUCUGGAAUUCUAUAUUUGGUAAAUAUUUUAAAGACAACCAGAUGUCAGUAUCAGAAGUUUAGAAUUAACAAAAUAGCUAUGAUAACAUAUAAAAUAUUUAUUGAAAACAAACUCAAAGCCGUUUUUUAUUGAACUUAGCUUUGGUGUUUCAUACCUUAAUAAUAGGUAUGUUUGACAUAUUUGUCUUUUUAUUUUGACGAUGAACUUGCAGUCUAAUCCAGAAAAUUUAAGUGACUCCUACUGUAAUAAAUGCUAAUCCACUACUGUUAUGGUUUUUACCCCUUUAAAAUAUUAAUUUUCUGACUUUUACUAUCUAAAGAUAUACGGCUUUAGAAAUGUUCCAGGUUAUUUAAAAAAAAAAACUAUAAAAAUACACUAUAUGUCAUAUACAGUGUUUUAAUAUUUUAAUAGAGCUACUAUAUAUUAUAAUACAAAUCAGUGAAAGAUUUGAAUAUAGCAGUGAGGAAGAAUUUUUGUCAGCAUGUUUAUGGAACAUUUAAAUUAAGAUGGAAGAAAGCCAUCUAAAAUUAUUUUCCACUGAAAUAUCUGAAAAACAAAAAUGCGAUCGAUGAGUAAAAGUCAAUUUUGGGAGGAGAAGUCAUUAUAGGUAUAUGUUUUUACAGUGUAUCAACCUGCAUCAAAUGGAUUAAAUGAUUCACUUAGUUAUUAAAGGUUGCUUCUUAAGUCAUCAAUAGAUGAUGAGUUCAGAAGUCAGUUGAAAUUGUCCAGGAAAAUCAUCUGACUUAGUAAGAAUUAACAUAUUAAAUGGCCUAGCCAAUACAUUUAUAUUUAUCUAUAUACAUGUAAAGGUUUUGUCAAAUUUGUGGAUUUCAUAGAAAGGUCGCAGAAAAAGGGGUAUAUGCUGUUCUGGACGUUCUACUGCCUAAAUUAUACAAAGGAAUCCUUUAAAUAAAUUCAAUUUUUACCUAUUUAUUAUUCAAAGACAUAGAUUCAAAUCCUUUGCUGUUACUGUUUACAUAUUUCACCAUUCUUCCAGACAAACUGGUAAGUCUCAACCAUAAAUGACAGUAGAAAAUGCCAAAUUAACAGCUAGCACUCUAUUAAAAUUAUACUGCAAUUUUCAAGAUUUUUUAUUGUGUUUUUAUCAUAUUAACUUUAGAUCAGAAUUCCUUUAUGGCCAGGAUUUAUCUAUUGUACAGUCUUCAGCUUUAGGCAGUGAUUAAUCUCUGUUUGUUUUGUACCCAUAUUUUUUUAGGUGUAAUAUUUUUAAAUUUUAGACUUCUCUAAAGCUGAAGUCCUAAUUAAAAUCUCUUUUGUAUCUUACUCAUGAAGAAAAAGUAAUAUCAAUAUUUUAAAAGUAAACUUCUUUGGUAUCUAAAAACUGAUUUUGGGAAUUUUUAACUUUUUAAAAUGUAGCUCUGCUAUUUUUCUUCAAGCACUUGUGCAAGUCACAUUUUAUUUUUUUAAAAAUUCUAAUCUGUCAUUUUUUAAUUUUAUAGUUAUUUUCCAAUGCAUUUAUUCAUAAAAUAUCCAUUCUGGAAUUUAAGUGUUUGUUCAAAUGUAAUCCAAUGUACAUAGAAUUAGUGGUAGCUGUAGUGCCGUAUUUAUUGCUUAAUAAUUUUUUCAAAAAUGUGAACUUAUUUUAAUUUUCUCUUGGUUUUAAUCUGCUAAUAGAAACCACCAUUUCUUUUAUCUGUAAAACAUACCAAAGAUAUCCUGAUCAGUUAUAAUAACUCAUUUUAUGCCUAUAUAAUGUAUAUCUCUGUUUUUUGAUUGUAUGAAAAUAUUAAAGUUAUGAG